This is a messenger RNA of Amphimedon queenslandica, 1061 nucleotides long. RefSeq lists its product as uncharacterized. The record is from RefSeq and is a predicted model, not a curated record. The transcript has 6 exons. The annotation marks the transcript as partial. Lineage: Eukaryota; Metazoa; Porifera; Demospongiae; Haplosclerida; Niphatidae.
CUCUCUCCCUCUCUCUCUCCCCCUCCUCUAGCAAUCCAAAGUGUAUCAAUACUCUUGUCACCAUUGUACUGAAGCUCACACCAAACUGGUCAAGUGUCAGGAGAAAGUUGAAUCAGCUAAAAGCUCAGCCAUUAGGAGGAAGAAAGCAGAAGAAAAAGAGAAAGAACGCCGGAGGCAGUAUAACGAACAGAAAGGUCGUCUUCUUAAAGCUCGCAAUGAGUAUCUCCUCAGGCUUGCUGCCAGUAAUGCCCGCUGCCUUCAUUUCUACAGUGUGGACCUGAUGAAUAUAAUAGAGUUUAUGGAUCAUGACUAUCACGAGUCAUUCAAGAGGUUAGCUCAAGCGUACGCUGAUGCUGAGAGGACCAGCUGCAAUCAGACCAUAGGAGCAACCAAUGGCCUCAUCAACCAGACACAAACCCUCCAUUUUGAAAACGACCUUCACUACUUCUUAUCCGAGUUCUCGUCUGUCUUCACCCAUCCUCCAGAGUUUAAUUUUGUCCCUUUUGGUGAUGAUGACGUUAUGGAGUACAAGGUUAACAUGAAGGACGUCUUUCUCAAGGCUCAGGAGGUUGUCAAGAACAUCACUGUUGAAAUUAAUAACCUUCAAGCUUCCAUUGAUGAGGAUACUAAGACAAUAGAGCACAUGUCUUCGAAGAACCUUCAGAAAUAUAAAGUUAAGUCAAUAGACGAUGCCCUGGGGGUUCUUGAGGAGGCUGGGGAGCCCAUUCCGCCAGAGAAUCCUUCAAAAACCUCAUCACUGGACAGAGGGAACCUACCACAGAGUACAAGAGGUGUAUUGGCUUUACACAACUCACAGAAAGGGAAGGAGGACACCUUCUCCUUCACACUAGGGGUAUUCUCAAGGAAGUUGUUUAGAGCUGCCCAAUUGAAUGUAUCGACUGCUAAACUAAGGAUUGUGGAUAAGAGUCUUAGCGAACAGAAAGUGCCCCCUGUCAGUGUUGAUGGUGAUUAUCGUGUUCCAAAGCUGUUUGGUGGUGACUGUCUGGAAUACAUCAUGGUACAUCUUAGUAUAACAUGUCUUCAUUCUUUUAUUUAUACAU